Pseudomyrmex gracilis is the source of this 3902-nucleotide messenger RNA. It is a transcript of the gene Bsg25D, whose product is annotated as paramyosin. Gene Ontology annotation, biological process: microtubule anchoring at centrosome. Gene Ontology annotation, cellular component: centrosome. Lineage: Eukaryota; Metazoa; Arthropoda; Insecta; Hymenoptera; Formicidae. The coding region runs from base 409 to 3669 and encodes 1086 amino acids. Gene Ontology annotation, molecular function: calcium ion binding. The transcript is spliced from 5 exons. The record is from RefSeq and is a predicted model, not a curated record.
UUUUUCGACAAUGCUCCCUCCCUUACCACCGUGGAUGUAUAUUGUAAACUGUAACGUGUUGUUUGGAUAUGUUGUAUAUAACAUACUGUGAUUGGCGUUUGAUAUACCUUAUAUAAAGUUCCUUAUUGUUUAGAAAAACUGGUUUAGAAAACUUUUGUUGGUGUAAGCUGCACGUUAUGUGUGUAACCAUGUGUAAUUUUCUUAGAUUUGGUAUGUAGGUUAUAAAUGGUGUAACAAUCGUUAUGUAUAUGAUGUAUGAUUGGACGGAUGUAUUAGAGCCCUCAAGUCACAAAAAAUCGAGUCAACAACUGUAUUGACCUUUGGUGACUUGUUUUAUUCUAUUUUCAAAUAAGUUUAUUAUGGAGGAUCUUAAUUCAAAGUAAUUAAGAAAUUAUUUGAAGAAGGGACAUGGCUGAACAAACCAGUGAUCUUUAUGAGCAACAGUUGCUUGCUGUAUUUGAAAGCUGUUUAUCAGAAGGAAAAAAUGAACUUGAUGAAAGUGAUUUGUUGUCCAUUUGUUCAAAAUUACAUCUGGAUGAAUCAAUUGAAGAAUUAAAGUCAUGCAUUUCUAAAUAUCAUCCAGAUAAACAAACCAUAUCUUUCCAGGAAUUUCGAGAUGGUUUAUUAGUUUUGUUGAAAAAAUUCCAAGGAUUAAUAACUGAAAAACAACACAUUGUGUCACCAUGUUAUAAUUUAAACGCCUGCAAUUUUGAUACUGAAGAAAGCAAAGUCUUGCCAUUGGUCAAUACUUCCUUAAAGAUUUAUUUUCAGGAAACUGAUGUUCCAAUGGACGAGAAUAGAUUAAUGCAUUUAUGGGAAAAAAUUAAUGUUUGCUUAAAGGAAAACGCAGAUCCUAUAACAAUACAAUUUAUAUCAGGCUGUUUAGGAAUUCCACAGCUACCAAAACAAAUAAUGAAAUCUCUAUUUGCAAGACUUGAUCAGAAUUGUGACGGAUUAAUAAGUUUUGAUGAAUUUGUAGUUAUAUUUCAAAAUAGAAGAACUAUAGAAGCCUUGCAAGAGAAUAGCGCAUCUUAUAGCAGAAAUGUAAAUAUAUUAGAUUUUAAUGAAUAUAAAUCUGAAAGUAAUUCGAUACAGGCUAACAGAGCUUUAGCUAAGGGAAAUGUUGCUGGUGUUUCAAAUAUAUCUGUACUGUCAUCCAAUGACGGAGAUCUUAAUACUUUGGACAGCAUUAUGGAUAUAGUAAAUGUCAUAUCUGACGAACUAAAAACUUGGAAUGAUUCAGUAGAUAGAAACACUGUUCAAUCUCAUAUUAGCUUAUUGCGAGAAACUAUUAUUGCUCAUCAAGAUGUGCAGCGUAAUUUGACUUCUGUAAUAGAGAAUAUGAAAGCUGAGAAAGAGAAGAUGCGUAUCGACAUCGUAGAAGCUAACGAGCGGGCCAAUUUGUUAGCGCAGGAAAUUGACGAAUAUCAAGUUCAAUUAGAAAAAACUAAGGAAACUCUGCACAGACAGAGCGAACAACGUUAUGCCGAAAUUACAAAAGAAUUGUCAGAUCAACUAAAUAUUGAACGAGAGAUGGAUGCAGCAGCUUUAAAAUCAAAAGACGAUCAAUUGCAGACCUUGCAUAAAGAAAAUCACGAGAUGAAAAACAAAAUUGUAAAUAUACUGCAAGAGAAUCAAAUGCUCGAAGCGGAAAAUAAGACUCUGCUUAAUCAAAUUAAAAAAUUGCGCCAAUCUAAUAACGAUUUGUUAAAUCGGAUUAAAAUGUUGGACGCGGAACAAGAUGACAUACGAACUAUUGAGGCAAAACAACAGGAACAAGUUGAUUUCUUCGUCGAUCGUAUCAAACAGUUGCAGUCGGAAGUGACUCUCUUACGAGAUCAAAACGACGAACUGAAUUCCGAAUUGGAAACUUUUAAAUAUCAUACCAAAGAUAAACAAUAUGAAGCAUCUUCGUGUUUAGCUUAUGAUUUGCAAUUAAAUGAAAAUUUAGAUAAAAAUCUUAUCACGACACAAGAGUUUGAAGUGAAUGAAGAACAGAUCGAUACAUCAAAUUCUAACGCAACGGAAUAUAAAAGAUUUAGAGAUAUGGUUAUGAAAGAUCUGGAAAAUAUAUUAUUGACAGGUUCAAAAUGCAUAUCAGAAAAGUGCGCUUUGCGGGAUAAUAUAGCAAAAUUAAUUGCCAAUUUGCAAUCGAACAUUACGCACCUACGUUGGUCCACGCGUACUUUGGAAAAAAGUAUAGCGUCCGAACUCGAGAUGGAAUGUGAAGAACGAGCUAACGAAUCCUUGCGAGAUUUCGUCGUUUCAAAAGUAUCAAAAUUACCUUCCAUUAAAUGUCCAGCAAGAUCGAACAGCAAGGAAGAUUUAUUAAAUGAUAUUAUUGAUCACGACGUGAAAACUGGUACGCAAAGUAAAACAAGUCUUAGAGAUUAUCCGCCGCGAAAAGAGGAACAUUCUGCAGAACAGUGCAGAGCUAAUAAGGAAAAAAAUGAUUCUUCAAACGUUGUUGAAGUCGGGAACGUCCUUAAGACGACAAACGUAGGAUCAUUGGAGAUUGAGAAGAAACAAUUGGUCGAACGUUGUCAAGAACUCGAACGAAGCUUGGACUUACUUAGAGCAGAAUAUGAAGAAUGCGAGGAUUAUUGGGCUGCCAAGUUGGAAGAGGAAAGACAACUCUUUGAAAAGGAACAAAAGCUAAGUGAUGACAAACUUGUUGAGCUCAUUGAUAAAAUAGCAGAGUACGAAGAGUUAAUUAGCCCUUCGGAUAAAACUAAAAAUAAUGGACGAUUGUCUCCGAUAGAGGAAAAGUGUAACUUGGAACAACAGUAUAUAGAUCUUGAAGAAGAACUUAAGAAAUGGAAAAUAAAGACUGACGAAGAAAUUUCUCAGAAAAAUACAGAGAUUUGUGAUUUGCACGAAAAAUUAAAAGCGAUAAUCCAUCCGGAAACAAGUGACUCCUACGUACAAGUUCCAGACGAAAUGUUUAUACCAAUAUUGUCAGAUUCGUCGCAUUGCAAGUCUCCCAGCUCUUCUAAUAUUCUAUCGUCUAACGAACCGUUUGUAAAUCAAACGUAUCUUACCUCGAUGAGAUUUCCAUUGUCUAACGAUCCUAAUAGGCUGUUAAAACAAGAAGACUGUGACGACGAUCAUAACUUAUAUGAUACUCACAUUGAAUGUUCAAUGAAAGGAAAGAGAGAUAUGAACAAAGAACAGAAAAUGCAAGUAUAUCAAUAUAGUUCACACAUAGAUGUCAAAACUAUGUCAAAAAUGAGAAAGAAAGAUAAUUGUCAGUCAGAAUUCAAAAUGAUACAUAAUGUAACGAAAGAAACCACUUGUCCGUACGUGCCGAGUGAUGCCGAUUUGAAUGCAAGCUUGAAAAUGAAGCUUUAUUUACAAGAACGCAAAACGCGGCAUUUGCAGCAUCGUGUUAAGCAACAACGGCAAUAUGUUGAAAAAUUAUUGCAACGUAUUAUUGCGCAACAUCAAGCAGAAGUAGGCGAAUUACAGUGUCUUCUCCGUCAUACUCAGAAAAGGCUUCAAAUGCAAGUUGAAACAACCGUUGAUCAGGCUGAUAGAUUGGCUAAUGCCGACAUGCUGGUGAAGGAUUUAUACAUCGAAAAUGCAUGUUUAACGGCACAUAUGCAGCGCUUACAAGAACAGUGUCUUGUCUUAACCGGCCUCGAUGUGGGAACUACCGCUUCGAUGUGAUGUUUAUAUAGACGUUAUGAUUAUUAUGUUAAAUUAACACAUUGUAUGAUUAAUUUCGCGUUAUUUAUUUUGUUAGAUAAGAUUAGUAAGGAUACGCAAGUAAUAUCGCAAACUCGCGGUAUAACUCAGGGAUGUGUGAAAAGAUGUAUAUUGCAUUACAAGUGCCUUUAUUAUAUUUCUUCAAUAUAUCUUCAAUAUAUUAAAAGAAUUAUUGUUAUUUCAUAGUUAUUAUA